Messenger RNA from Myxocyprinus asiaticus (Chinese sucker), 2281 nucleotides. Its product is annotated as dehydrogenase/reductase SDR family member 11-like. The record is from RefSeq and is a predicted model, not a curated record. Bases 251 to 1021 code for a protein of 256 amino acids. NCBI's taxonomy places the organism in Eukaryota, Metazoa, Chordata, Actinopteri, Cypriniformes, Catostomidae. The transcript is spliced from 7 exons.
GCUGUUCCUGGGUGUCAGCGGCGGAAAACCAGGGUGGGUUGGACGUGAUUUGUUCCCGCCCUGAACACAUUCACACUGACUUUCACUCAGUCACUCGAUUGGUACUGUUCUGAAUCAGAAAUAUAUUACUGCACUGACACCCGCGCUCGUUCCGAUACACUGUUACUUUGUAACACUCCGGCGCGGAUCGGAACUCAUUGUUACAUUGUAACCUCGCACCUGCAGUGAUCGUGAUACAUUGUAUCCGCUGAUGAUGGAGCGCUGGAAGGGGAGAGUCGCGCUGGUCACCGGAGCUUCUGUCGGGAUCGGAGCGGCUGUCGCUCGGGCUCUGGUCCAGCACGGAAUGAAGGUGGUCGGAUGCGCCAGGAACGUGGACAAAAUCGAGAAGUUGGUCGCGGAGUGUCAGAGCGCAGGAUACAGCGGCAUUUUGAUCCCGUAUAAAUGUGAUCUGUGUAAUGAGGAGGAGAUUCUGUCCAUGUUCUCGGCCAUUAAGACUUUACAUCAGGGAGUGGACGUGUGCAUCAACAAUGCAGGACUGGCACACAACGAACCUCUGCUCAGCGGAAAGACAGAAGGAUGGAGGAAUAUGAUUGAUGUGAACAUACUCGCUCUCGCUAUCUGCACACGCGAAGCUUACCAGUCCAUGAAGGAGAGGAAUGUGGAUGACGGACACAUUAUCAAUAUUAACAGUAUGGGGGGACACAGGAUGGUGCCCAGCACUGACGAACACUUUUACUGUGCCACUAAAUAUGCUGUGACCGCAUUGACAGAGGGGCUGAGACAAGAGCUAAGGGAAGCCAAAACACACAUCAGAGCCACAUGUAUAUCACCUGGAAUAGUGGAAACUGAAUUUGCCUUCCGGCAUCACAACAGCGAUCCAGAAAGAGCUGCUGCUGUUUAUGAAAGCAUAAAGUGUUUGAAAGCAGAAGACAUCGCUAGUGCUGUCACAUACGUCCUCAGUGCACCUGCUCAUGUUCAGAUCGGUGAUGUGCAAAUGCGGCCAGUAGAGCAAGUGUCAUAGGAACAGAAUGGUACGGGAAGUCAUGCAGCAGGAGAGCCGGGUCAACUCAUGGGGUGACUGCGCCACCUGCUGGUCAAAAUAUAUGUAUCACCUAAUUUUAAAGAACUGUGAUUGGCUCAAAUCUGAGAAUGUGGCACUUUCUGGGGUGAUCUGAAGAUUCACCCUGCGUGAGAGAGAGAGAGAGAGAGAGAGAGAGAGAGAGAGAGAGAGAGAGAGAGAGAGGGGUCACCUUUGAAAACCAUUUAAAAUAUGCAGAUUUACACAGUCUGCUCCUGUUGCAAAUGUAAGGGGAAACUUUUAGCCUUUUCUAAACAAAGAAACUGGAACAAAACAGAGAUGUGUGUUACUGUCCGCAAUGGUCACCUGAGACCACUUGUACGAGACGAGUAUGCCAUGAAUUGCACAUAAUUUUUGGUCUUUUUUAGGUCAUAUUGCAUAUCCGUUUGAGAGUGAGUGAAUUUGAAACACUGUUGCUCAGUGCCGAUAAUUAUGUUAAUUACUGUAUAAUUUUUUUUUAUUCUAAGUUGAAUUGUAUGUAGAUGCGAUUCUCAAACCGUACUUACAAUGGAUUGGAUACAGCUACUGUACUGUUUGUGGUACAGUAGCUGUAUGAGGUUUGCCUAAAUAAGCCACAGAGCUCGUUGGCUGUGCUUUUUGGGAGCAAAACCAAGCACAAGAUUUUCAUUAUGGAAGAGGUCGUUUGGUCGCCGUCACACUCCGGAAAUCAUGUAGGAACCUUAUAAAUGUUGGUUUUCACUGAAAAGGUGACACUGGCUUCUGUCAUAGGAAAACGAGUAUGGAAACACUGUAGUGAACACUUGAAAGAAAUAAUACUUGAAAUAAUCUAUUCUUGUUGAUUAAACAUAGUGAUGAUUGUUGGUUAUGGAUAAAUUGCUUUUUCUUACACUGUAUUCCACCUCUAUACCCCAAAAUGGUGCAAGAGUUGAUUUCCUCUGUAAUUUACAAUGGAAACUCAAGGCCACCACAUGCCUUUUGCUUUGUAUUUAACGUACCCCCUUGUUUUACCAAAAGACAGUUAAAGUGUGUGAAAUGCAUGACAGUCUCUAUUUGGAGCAUUUCUCACAAAUAUUUUCCAGGUCAAAUUUCACCCCAAAAUCAAGGAGAAAAAUAAAUAAAUAAUAUGUUGCAUUAAGCAAACUAAGCCUUUUUAAUAUUAUUAUUAUUAUUAUUUCUUAUUUCUUUUUUUUUUUUUUUUUUGCAAUGUGAUGUUAUCUUCAUGAGAGUUAAGCACAUUUUCUC